Molecule: messenger RNA, 3715 nt
Organism: Hypomesus transpacificus
Lineage: Eukaryota; Metazoa; Chordata; Actinopteri; Osmeriformes; Osmeridae
Gene: ccnt2a
Product: cyclin T2a
Exons: 10
Coding region: 51-2069 (672 amino acids)
Biological process (GO): regulation of transcription by RNA polymerase II; positive regulation of DNA-templated transcription, elongation
Cellular component (GO): cyclin/CDK positive transcription elongation factor complex; nucleus
Molecular function (GO): cyclin-dependent protein serine/threonine kinase activator activity
Source: RefSeq, a predicted model, not a curated record
UUUACGUGCAUCCGCUCCUCGGUGUCCUCCUGUACGUGUUCUGGAUAGCUAUGGCGGCGUGCCGGGGAUCUUCGUCUAAAUGGUUUUUCACCCGGGAGCAGCUCGAAACCACGCCGUCUCGGCGUUGUGGAGUUGAACCAGACAGGGAGCUGUCAUAUCGUCAACAGGCAGCAAAUCUCAUCCAAGACAUGGGCCAAAGACUCAAUGUCUCCCAACUUACAAUUAACACAGCUAUUGUUUACAUGCAUAGAUUUUAUAUGAACCACUCUUUCACCAAAUUCCACAGAAAUAUCAUUUCUCCAACCACCUUAUUUUUGGCUGCAAAGGUUGAAGAACAACCUCGGAAACUCGAGCAUGUCAUUAAAGUUGCACACGCCUGUCUAAACCCUCAAGAAGCCCCCCUAGACACAAAGAGUAAUGCAUACCUCCAGCAAGCCCAAGAGCUGGUGAUACUUGAAACCAUAGUGCUACAGACUCUGGGCUUUGAAAUAACUAUUGAACAUCCACACACAGAUGUGGUGAAAUGUUCCCAGCUAGUGCGAGCAAGCAAGGAUCUGGCACAGACUUCCUAUUUCAUGGCUACCAACAGCCUGCACCUCACCACCUUCUGCCUGCAGUACAAGCCCACCGUCAUCGCCUGCGUCUGCAUCCACCUGGCCUGCAAGUGGUCCAACUGGGAGAUCCCCGUCUCCACGGACGGCAAGCACUGGUGGGAGUACGUGGACACCUCGGUCACGCUCGAGCUGCUGGAUGAGCUGACCCACGAGUUCCUGCAGAUCCUGGAGAAAACGCCGAGCAGAUUGAAGAGGAUAAGGAACUGGAGGGCCACACAAGCAGCCAAAAAGCCCAAGGGGGAUGGACAGUCGUUGGACAUCUCUUUUGCAGGUCCCUCCCUGGUGGAUGAGCAUUCCCUGGGCGACUCCCUCCCGGGGGUCUCCAACCCGGCCUUCUCCAAAGCUGCUGCUGCCUUCCCUGUCCCUCUGCCAGGAGGACCCCUCUCCCUGGACACCAUGGGCAGCCUGCAGGGCAGCUCCUACACCUUCACCGCCCCCAGCGACUGGCCCCAGGAACAGAGCCGAGGCUCAGAGGGGGUCUACCCGCCUCUGAAACAAGACGCACUCGGCCUUCAGCAGGGGGCUCCACUGUCUCUGCAAGGCUCCCUACAUCACCCGCCACACAGACCUGACAAAGGGGUAGAGUUCAACCCCGUCAAACACGAACACAAGGGUGGGGGUGGAGGGGGGAAGCAGCAGCAGCCUGCCUAUCCCCCUCCUCCCCCUCCUCCUCCAACCGUCCCUGCCCAGAAACUUUCUCUGGACAAGUACCGGGAGAAGCAGCAGGCGGCCGAGGUGGCAGCCGGUCAGAAACGGCGGCAGGAACAGCAGGGCAUGGACUCUGAGGGAAGGGACUUGGGGUACACACCCUCUGCUCAAUCAGAACACAGAAAACACUCGCAGCCCCACCCCUUUUCCCAACAGGCUUUGGGGGGCGGCGGCAGCAGCAGCACUGCCUCCCCGCUGAAAAUGAAGCUAGCCACACCAGGCCACAACAAACCCCCCAGCGACCGUCGGGAGAAAGGGGCGGGCACUCUGAAACUCCGCCUCCCCGUCCCGUCCCAGGGUGGUUCCAGCAAGGAGGAGCUGAAGAUGAAAAUCAAAGUGUCGUCUGAUAGGCACAGUUCCUCAGACGAGGGCGGGGCCAAGAGCAAACAUUCCAGCCCGCUGGUAAGCAAGGAGAAGCACCGGGAUCGGGAACACAUUGCUCACUCCCAUGCCCACCGCCACCACAAGCACGGACACGCCCACAGCGGCAACGGCCGCGGGGGCCCAGAAGGGCAGGGGGCAGCAGCCCUCCUCAGGAGCCCUCUGGGCCUCACUAGCGAGGGGGUGGGCCUGCCUCUUGGGCCCACCUCCUCAUCCUCCUCCCGCAAGAGGCAGUACACUGAGGCAAGCCACAACCACCACUCCUCGAAAUCGAGCCGGAGAUCCAAGGGCUCAGCAGGUGGGCUGCGGACUUCUCAGCACCCUAGUGAAACUGGACAGGAGGCCGGGGGGGAGCCAAGAACCUGAGGCUCAGGGAACCAGCGGCCAGCACUGCUACUAGUACUAUUCAGACCACACAGACACUCACACGUUCUCACACGCGCCACCUCCCUGUCAAGUGCCCGAGGAAAUGAACUCAUAGAAGCCUUUUAGCGAGGCAGGAGAAAGGGAGGUGAAACGGCGACAGGAAAACGUAAACAUGAAAAGUGUUAAAAGGACAUCUCGGCUCGAGAGUAAAGAGAUACAUUUGAUGCUUCCUGAUCAUUUUGGCGAGAGCUGCUGUGGCCCGUCAUGGUUAGCGUUAGCUUCCCUUGCUGCGUCCUCCCUAGUCUUCAUAGGUCUGGGGGUGGGCUGUUCGGAGGACGGCGUCAUCCUUCCUAGUUUGAAUCUCCGUGGGAGGGGGGGGGGGGGAAAGUAUUAUAAAUACUGAAAAAAAGCAUGAAAGGUGCAAUUUCUCUUUUCUUUAUUAUGUUUCUGUUUCCAUUGUUUUAAUGGUCAUGUAAACACAAUUUCCACAACUAACACACUGUGGUGACGAAACGGGCGUUACCUCUGCAAGGUAGGAGAGGUUGAUUCUGUCGUGACCGGUGGUCCUAACAUGGACGCUAAUGAAGGCUGGAUAUUUUUAGUCAUGUUUUUUUUCUUUUCUGGAAUGAGUCUCUCUCCUUUUGUUUUAUACUCAAUACUGUAUGUAUGAUCUGCAUGUUUCAAUCAUCAAAGGGAUAAAGCAGAAUGCUGACUGUUUACAGAAAGUGGAGAUAAAUGUACAUACAUUUUUGUAUGUUUAAAAAGCUAUACCAUAAAUACUCAGGUUUGGAGCUGCUUGUAAUUAUAACAAGAUAUUAUAUAUGAAAAAAAAAAAGACUAUGGUAAGGAUGUAGGAAGUCCCGCAUCAUCAGGUGAUUCUGACUGCAGCAUUCCACUGAUGUGCUUUGAGCCUGUACUUGGCUUGGCUGCCAGGGGUAGGUGUUCUACCGAGCCCCCCCCCCCAUUCCCACCCGUAGGGAAGUCAAGGCUCCUACAAACCAACACACCUGGCGUGUGGUCAGAGGCCAUGCAAAUUUGUACGAGUUAAGUUUUAUUUUUUUCGGACCUCCGAGAAGACCUUAAGCUGGAUGCCAAAGGUUGUGCCUCCCAAGAAAAAGAAGUAAAAAAGACACGAGAAGAGGACUAUAAUCUAUCAAAGUUUACAUAACCUUUGCUGUGAAGUGCAUUUAAACUUGUUGUUGGCUUGGCGCUGUAGCCCCUAGAUGCUAAACAGUGCCGUCCUGUUGGGCCGUAGUAGGACCGUACAUCCAUGUCCGGUGAAACACAGUGGAAGGCCUGGCUGGCGCUGGGUUCAAUAAAAGCCCCACCAGUGUUGUUGAUACCGGGGCGCUUAUGCAGUUUUCCACGUUUAUUUCCUACUGUGCGGAAGAUGUCGUCCUCAAGUGUAGACACGACGUAGCCUCUCUGUUCAGUUCCAGACUGUUUUACUCCUUUGUUUCAGCGUGCAGUAACCCAAGACCAACACAUCAUGUUCCCCUUCACCGCUGGUAGUGUGUCAACUCUCGCGUGUUGUCAAGAUGACUGGUUUCAUAAUAAGAGCAAGAGCAGAUCUUGACAUCCAGUUGUUUUUGUUUCAUUUCAAUUCUACGAAUAAAUCUUAAAAGGUUCUCACUACCUUAAAUAUA